Glarea lozoyensis ATCC 20868 is the source of this 1302-nucleotide messenger RNA. RefSeq lists its product as uncharacterized. Gene Ontology annotation, biological process: inner mitochondrial membrane organization. Gene Ontology annotation, cellular component: mitochondrial inner membrane. The record is from RefSeq and is a predicted model, not a curated record. Lineage: Eukaryota; Fungi; Ascomycota; Leotiomycetes; Helotiales; Helotiaceae. The coding region runs from base 1 to 1302 and encodes 433 amino acids. The transcript has a single exon.
AUGCAACCACUUGCUCGUUCUGUCCCAAGGCUUUUGUUUAAAUCAAUUGGGAACACCUCAGCUUCCCGGUCCAUUCAUUUAUCGAAACGUCCUUCUUUUAGUCCGUCAAUCUGUCUACAAUGUAGAAUUAAGACGCAGAAACGGUACUUUGCCGAACCACCCAAAUCUACAACAACAUCAGAUACCCCCGCAAAUCCAUCACAAGCUGUCCCUUCCGAGCCAUCGAAAAACGCCGGAGAUGUUCCUCCGUCAGAGCUCCCAUCUGUGGAUGAGGGACGCCGAAGCGCAGCCGCGAAGAGAUUGUCACAUUUAAUGGACCAUUUGCAAGGCAACAUCUUCAUAGCAUCUCAGCGCAUAAACGAUUUAACGGGUUACUCUGGUAUAGAGGCGCUUAAAGUUCAAAUCACAGAACUAGAGAAACGGGUUCAGGAUGCCCAAGAAUUGGUACGCAACUCGCGAAAUGCGUACAAAACCACAGUGGCAGACCGAGCCGCGACACAACGAGAAGUUACUGGUCUGCUAGCUCGCAAGGACACAUGGAAUCCGGCAGACUUGGAAAGAUUUACGACAUUGUACCGUAUGGAUCAUAGUAAUGAACAAGCAGUUCAGGAUGCGGCAACAAAGUUGGCGGAUGCGGAGAGGGAAGCAGAGCAUGCUGCUAGUCGAUUAAGUUCGAGUAUUCUCAGUCGCUAUCAUGAAGAGCAGAUUUGGAGCGACAAAAUAAGGAGGAUGAGUACGUGGGGAACUUGGGGAUUGAUGGGUGUCAAUGUUUUGUUGUUCCUGGUAUUUCAGUUCGGAUUCGAGCCUUGGAGAAGGAAGAGGUUGGUCCGCGGGUUUGAAGAGAAGGUUCUUGAGGCAUUGGAAAAAGAGAAGAUUCUGGCACGCCAUUUCAAUACCGAAAAUCCGGCGAUUGCGAACGAAGAGGUAGUCAAUGAGGCUGUGGCUUCUGCAAUAGAGCCCGCUGUGGAAGAGGACCUUGCAAGUACAAUCGGCAGCGAGCCAGCAGUGGAGACGUUGACAUCCCCAAUAUCCGAAGAAACUUCCAACCUCGAUGCAGAAGAAGCUGCUGCAAUGGAUGCUGCAGAAAUACACAAACCGUUCGAUUACCACCAGUUGAAAGAUCCUGAAACGUGGAAAACCGCAGCGAAUACCUGCAAAGAAGCAGCGGAAGACUUAUUCAGCGAGCGUAAAAUUUCGCUACCGAAGAAAGAUGUAACAAUAAUUGCAUUAGAAGGGGCGGCCACCGGAGCUGUCAUAGUAGCUAUCAUCGCCACUCUCCUACGCCCUGCUAUAGGACGGUAA